UAGCUGUUGGCCAAGAUGGAUAAACUCAUUUUUGAGAAGGAGAACUGCGAGCGUAUCCAUGCGGUGGAGAAUUCCUUCGGCCCGUCGGGGGAGCAGCUGUGCAAACCCGGCCGGGUUCUGAUGGGAGAGGGUCGCCUGAUGAAGCAGGGUCGCAAGAAGCAGCAGCCCAAAGCCUUUUUCUUAUUCAACGACGUCCUGGUGUACGGCAGCAUCAUCCUGAACGGACACUGGCACAAGAAGCAGAAGAUCAUCCCUCUGGAGGACAUCCAGCUGGAGAACAUGGAGGACAGCGACGGAUUCAAGCACCAGUGGCUCAUGCGAACCCCGUCCAAGUCCUUCUUCGUGUCGGCCUCUUCGGCUGAGGACAAGCAGGCCUGGAUCGAGCACAUCCAGGAGUGCCAGUCCAGGCUGCUGCAGGACGGCGGCCGCCAGCCGGGCUCCGCUUUCGCCAUGACCUGGAUCCCGGACCACGCCGCCCAGAAAUGCAUGCGCUGCUUGGGCAAGUUCACCGCCACCAACCGCCGCCACCACUGCCGGAGAUGCGGCUUCGUGGUGUGCAACGCGUGCUCCAAGGAGCGGGCGGUCAUCGGUCACAUUCACGCCACCAAGCGGCUCAGGAUCUGCAAGUUCUGCCACCAGACCCGGCAGAGGGGAGGCAGCACCUACAGCAACGGCUCGUCGGAGGAGGAGGAGGUGAUCCCGUUCAGCCAGGAGGAGGAGGACGAGGAGCUGCAGAACCACAUGCCCAGCAAGUGGCUGGACUCCCGCCUGGGCAGCUGGGGAAACAGAACCAGAACCAGUAGCUCGGUAUCGACGACCACAUGAGAACCGCUGCAGCCAUGAAGGACUUUUAAAUGACGACCCGGUCAAAGCAAAUCAUGAGAUGAAGGCAUUAUAAACAAAUGAAGGAUGUGUUUUUAACUCACUUUUUAUUCUGCACAAAUCACUGAUUGUAAAUAUUUCCUCAGUGUAAUUUAAAUGGAAAAAAAUCUCAAUUUAUAUAUUUGUUGUUUUUUUAUAAAGCAUUUUGUUUCUGCUGCAUCAUCUGUGAACAAU
Molecule: messenger RNA, 1056 nt
Organism: Stegastes partitus (bicolor damselfish)
Lineage: Eukaryota; Metazoa; Chordata; Actinopteri; Pomacentridae
Product: pleckstrin homology domain-containing family F member 2-like
Exons: 2
Coding region: 16-825 (269 amino acids)
Biological process (GO): endosome organization; endosome to lysosome transport
Cellular component (GO): early endosome
Molecular function (GO): metal ion binding; phosphatidylinositol binding
Source: RefSeq, a predicted model, not a curated record